UGCUGUUUGGUGCUAGAGUGCUUCAGCUGUGCCGUUGGCGAAGUUUUUAAAGCGCGUCUUGUCUGCAAAUUGCAAGCAAAUCGUUUUCUUGUUUUCAAAUAUCGGUUUUCAAAUUUCGCGGUGUUUUUUUCAUUGUUUUCAUAAACAGCUGAUACGCGGGCGCGCUUUUCUGCAAGUGCUUAACUAACGGUUGCAAGCGCUUUAAGUUUACAUUUACAUACAAAUAUCAGUGCAUACCUCACUCAAGUGAAGCUAGUCAAACCAACAACAUUUAGUUUAUUAAAAAAUAUUCAAAAAGCAACUUCAUAAAAUUUGUGCUUAACGAAGCAGCUACAACAACAAUAACAACCAUCAAACCGGUGCUACAACUAUAGCGUGCUAUCAGCCAUUCUUACAAGAAUCUGCAGCUUAGGUCAGUGCAACUCUGUGUCCCCACGCGUGUGUUUGUGUGUGUUUAUGUGCUCAGUUUACUUUGUGCUCAUUUGUGCGUAAAAGGAAAUCGCCGCUGUAAUGGCUCCCAAGAAAGAAGCAACCUUGAAUCUGCAGCAACAACAACAGCAACAAGUUUUGGAUAUCGAGCGUAUAAAGCGGCAUUUCAGCUGGUCCGAUCCAAAUGCAAUCAACUCCAGCGAACCCCCCGCCAUGGCCACAAAUAACGAUGGCGGAACAAACCAAUCAUGGAAUCGGAACACACAGGCAGCCGUGUCGGUGCGACAUGCCUUCAAAACGUACGGCAAGAAGAAGAACGCCAUUCCGGUGUUGAAUAAUCUAAUGAUGACCGUACCAAAGGGAACAAUUUAUGGUCUGCUGGGCGCUUCAGGUUGUGGCAAGACCACACUACUCUCAUGCAUUGUCGGCAGACGUCGCCUGGAUGCGGGUGAGAUUUAUGUGCUCGGCGGCAAACCCGGUACACGCGGUUCGGGCGUGCCCGGCAAACGUGUCGGCUAUAUGCCACAAGAGAUCGCCCUGUACGGCGAAUUCUCAAUACGCGAGACAAUGAUGUAUUUCGGCUGGAUAUUCGGUAUGGGCACCAAAGAGAUCAUGGAACGUCUGCAGUUUCUAUUGAAUUUCCUUGAUUUGCCGUCGGAGAAGCGUUUGGUCAAGAAUUUGAGUGGUGGUCAACAACGACGUGUCUCCUUCGCGGUGGCAUUGAUGCACGAUCCGGAAUUGUUGAUUUUAGAUGAACCCACUGUGGGUGUGGAUCCGUUGUUGCGUCAGAGUAUCUGGAAUCAUUUGGUGCAUAUCACAAAGGCGGGACAAAAGACAGUCAUCAUUACGACACAUUACAUUGAGGAGGCACGUCAGGCGCACACGAUCGGUCUCAUGCGUUCCGGUCAUUUGCUGGCCGAAGAGUCGCCCAGCGUUUUGCUGUCCAUGUACAAAUGUAUCAGUUUGGAGGAGGUUUUCCUGAAGCUGUCGCGCAUACAAAGCCAAAAGGGUGAAAUCUCGAAUGUGAACUUUAGUAAUAAUAUCUCAUUGCAUGCCAUGGCAUUCGGCAGUAAAAUGGAUAAGCCCAGCUCGAGUCAAGAAGGCGGUGUGGUCGGAUUGAACUUCCAUCAGAGUAAAGAAGUGCUGAUCAAUGAAACGAAUGGAUCUGUCUUUACGUUAAAUCAAGAAACCUACGAUCCGCCGCAUAUAAAACGCAAACAACCCAAAGAUGAAGAGAGCUGCCAAGAUUGCUGUGCGAAUUUGUGUAAGGUCACAACUAAGGGCAAAAUGAAGGCAUUGCUGACCAAGAACUUCCUGCGUAUGUGGCGUAACGUCGGCGUUAUGCUAUUCAUUUUCGCAUUACCCGUUAUGCAAGUGAUACUCUUCUGUUUGGCAAUUGGACGUGAUCCGACCGGUUUGAAUUUGGCUAUCGUCAACAGUGAAAUGAACGACACAAACGUCUGUCAUUGGGAGAACAAUUGCCACUUCACGAAUCUCGCCUGUCGCUAUUUGAGCCAUCUGAAUGAGACCAUGGAAAAGACAUACUACACAGAUCUAGAGGAUGCGAAAGAGGCAGUACGUGUGGGCAAUGCUUGGGGUGUGCUCUAUUUCACGGAGAACUUUACGGACGCUUUUGUGGCGCGUAUUGCAUUGGGACGUGAUGCGGAUGAUGAGACUAUCGAUCAGUCGGAAAUUAGAGUUUGGCUCGAUAUGUCCAAUCAGCAAAUCGGUAUUAUGCUGAAUCGUGACAUACAGCUGGCCUAUCGCGCCUUCGCCAUGGACUUACUGGAACAGUGCGGCAACAAUCCGAAGCUCGGCGAUGUGCCAAUACAAUUUAAACAGCCCAUCUAUGGCACCAUGAAUCCAUCAUUCACAGAUUUCGUUGCGCCCGGUGUGAUAUUGACCAUUGUGUUCUUCUUGGCUGUUGCAUUGACGUCAUCCGCUUUAAUUAUCGAACGUACGGAGGGUUUACUCGAUCGCUCUUGGGUUGCGGGCGUCACACCAAGUGAGAUACUCUUCUCGCAUGUCAUCACACAGUUCGUCGUCAUGUGUGGUCAAACAACGCUCGUACUUAUAUUCAUGUUGGUCGUCUUCGGUGUUACAAACAAUGGCGCUCUUGGUUGGGUGGUCGUGAUAACACUAUUGCAGGGUCUAUGCGGCAUGUGCUUUGGCUUCCUCAUCUCAUCGGUCUGUGAGUUGGAACGUAACGCUAUACAAUUGGCGUUGGGCUCAUUCUAUCCAACAUUGCUACUGUCCGGAGUGAUUUGGCCCAUUGAGGGAAUGCCCAUCGUGUUGCGAUACAUAUCGCUUUGCCUGCCGCUAACACUCGCUACCACAUCGCUGCGCUCGAUAUUGACGCGCGGCUGGGAGAUCACCGAGUUUGCUGUGUACUCCGGCUUUCUGAGUACGCUCGCGUGGAUCUUCGGCUUCCUGAUACUGACGCUGAUAGUGCUGCAAGCGAAGCGUGGAUAAAAGGUUUUGGGGGCUUUUGCAGCAGCAAAUUGGGAGAAACAAAUUAAUUUAAAGUCUAUUAUUAUUUUUUUUAUUUUCUAUUAAUUAAACUUACGAUACUAGAAAUUGUACAGAAAAGAAAUUAAGAGCAAAGAAACAAAAUUGGAUUGUACUUAGAAAUCCAAAACUCUGUAUCAUACAUACAUAUAAUAUAUGCAUAUGGAGUGCAGAUCGCACAAGAGAUCUUGUGUAAAGUGAAAAGUGUCGAUCGAAUUGUAGCUGAGUUUUUAGUUGUAGCGAGUAAAUAUUAAUUGAAGUAAAACAAAAACAAUAAAGAAAAAUAUAUAUAAUAUAUCUAAAAAAUAAAAGAAGCAACAACAAUUGUUUAAGGUGUCUUGUCCUAAUGAUAGCAUUAAUUCAUAUUAAGCAUAUUAUCUAGUUUACUUCGCACACACACACACACAUACACACAAAAUAUAAAGUGUAGUGACAAAAGUAGAGCUUAAAGCUUCAAAAUACAUAGAGUUCUGUUAUGAACUAAUUUAGAAAUUUU
Zeugodacus cucurbitae (melon fly) is the source of this 3433-nucleotide messenger RNA. RefSeq names its product ABC transporter G family member 23 (gene snu). The record is from RefSeq and is a predicted model, not a curated record. Gene Ontology annotation, molecular function: ATP hydrolysis activity; ATP binding; ABC-type transporter activity. The transcript is spliced from 13 exons. Gene Ontology annotation, cellular component: membrane. The coding region runs from base 511 to 2901 and encodes 796 amino acids. NCBI's taxonomy places the organism in Eukaryota, Metazoa, Arthropoda, Insecta, Diptera, Tephritidae.